This is a messenger RNA of Telopea speciosissima, 1153 nucleotides long. Its product is annotated as GDSL esterase/lipase At5g55050. The coding region runs from base 30 to 1106 and encodes 358 amino acids. Gene Ontology annotation, molecular function: hydrolase activity, acting on ester bonds. The transcript has 5 exons. Lineage: Eukaryota; Viridiplantae; Streptophyta; Magnoliopsida; Proteales; Proteaceae. The record is from RefSeq and is a predicted model, not a curated record.
GAGCAAUAUUGGUUCACUACAACUCUGUGAUGGGUUUCUUCUUCUUCUUCUUCAUCAGCUUCUUUGUAGUAAUGACUCAUACAGAGGCUGAUAAGAUGGUUCCGGCCAUGUUUGUGUUUGGAGACUCACUGGUUGAUGUGGGUAACAACAAUCACAUAAAGCUCUCACUCUCAAAGGCCAACUACCCUCACAACGGCAUCGAUUUUGCAGGCCAGAAAGCCACCGGCAGGUUCACUAAUGGCAAGAAUGCCGCAGAUUUCCUUGCUGAGAAACUGGGCAUACCGACUUCACCGCCUUAUCUCUCGCUUGUUUCGGCAUCAAACAAGAGCAAUGCAUUCCUUGGUGGUGUAAGCUUUGCUUCAGGAGGAGCCGGCAUUAUGAAUGACACCAAUAAGCUUUUCAAAUCACUUUCAAUCAACGAACAAAUCGAUUACUACUCGACGGUAUAUGGAGAUUUGGUGCAGCAGCUAGGAACUGUUGGAACGCAGAAGCUUUUGUCGAAGUCAAUAUUUGGUGUGGUGAUUGGUAGCAAUGACAUGCUCGGUUACUUUAGACCAAAGUCCACUCUCCGCCUCAAGAUGACUCCCCAGCAGCUCGUAAACUUGAUGAUUUCAACUCUACAAGGCCAGUUGAAGAGGAUAUACAACCUUGGUGGGCGUAAGUUCGCUAUGAUCGGCGUUGGAGCAAUUGGGUGUUGCCCAUCACAGAGAAACCAAAACAAAUCAGAGGAAUGCAAUGAAGAAGCAAAUUACUGGACUCAUACAUACAAUGAAGGCAUCAAGACACUGCUUAAGGGGAUGAAAUCAGACUACAAUGACAUUAACUAUUCCUUCUUUGAUACAUACGCUAUGUUGCUCAACUUCAUCAGAGAUCCAGCUACAUAUGGGUUUACAGAGGUUAAAGCGGCUUGUUGUGGGCUGGGAAACCUCCAUGCCAAUGUUCCUUGCUUGCCCAUUGCCGAAUACUGUUCCAACAGAGGAAAUCAUAUCUUCUGGGAUCUCUACCAUCCCACAGAGGCAGCUUAUCGCAUCUUUGUGGAUAACGUUUUUGACGGUUCACCACCAUAUGUAUAUCCUAUCAACGUAAGGCAACUAGCUGUUAUGUAAGCUGUAAAAGAGAGAGUUAAUACUAUUUCAUAUAUUCUAGAUGAGAA